AUGGUGGAUAUGGAAGUAUUUUCAUUAGAUCUUAUUAGAUACGUGUUUCCGUUGGCAAUGACAGUGAUGGACGAAGGUGGUGAUUAUCACCGCUCGUCGGAGCUCAUAAAUCUGGAGGAGAAAACGGUAGAUCUACCUGAAGCUAAAAAUUGUAGAUCCGAAGUUGAGAUUAUAGAUCUGGGACCCUUCGGAGCUUGUGGAUCUGAUGGUGGUGGUUCGUCGGUGGUUGGAGGUGACGACGGUACGCCGAUGGUAAGAGGCAGCAAUAACAGGGGGUGGUGGCUGGUGGCAACUGGUGACAAUGUUUAUGUGUUCUUCAAGUUUGAGAUGAGAGAGAAGAUAGAGUUUAUGUGGUGUAUAAAUCUGAUAUAA
Molecule: messenger RNA, 372 nt
Organism: Lactuca saligna
Lineage: Eukaryota; Viridiplantae; Streptophyta; Magnoliopsida; Asterales; Asteraceae
Source: the annotation of a GenBank genome assembly